CGCGAAUCCGGCACUCGGCAGUAUUCCCGCGGUGCUCGGCGCGGACAGGCGUACGGAUAUGCGAGAGGCGGCUGUAAGAAUGGCCGAACUCGAGUUCGAGGCGCCGCUCGCGCAAGUCGAGGAGGCGGACGACUGCAUCACCACCUCAGACUUCCCCCAAAAGACCAUCAACGGAAACGACAUCCGUCUCAAUAACAUCAACAAUCUCAAGAACGAGAUGGUCAAAAUGAAAACUGACUCCAAUAAAAUUAAUGACAACGACGAACCGAAGCCGGUGAAGUGUAAACAGGACAAUUUGCAGCAAGGCGAAGGUGACAAUUUCACUGAGACUUUCUCGGGUUCGCUGGAGGAUUUGGUGAAUACUUUCGACGAGAAGAUAACCAAGUGCUUCGGGAAUUACGAGGAAAGUGUGGAGAAGCUAGCGCCGGUGCAGGUUCGCUCGCAGGAGGAGAUCAUGAACGAGUGCCAAAUGUGGUGGACAAUCACAGGCAACUUUGGCAACAUUCUGCCCAUCGACUGGACCAAAUCCUUCUCACGGAAAAUGCACAUCCCUACGCUCAGCUUGAGUGACAAAAAGGGUGCGAUGACCCCCGACGACGAGAUCCACAGCUCGGAGGACGAGGCCGUGGCGUCCGACCUGGACAUGCACGCACUCAUCCUGGGCGGACUGCACCAGGACCACGAGUGUCCUGUCAAGACUGCUGACGAGGUGAUCCAGGAGAUCGACGACAUGAUGCAGGAGACGCCGUCGUCGGAGGGCGACCUGCUGGAGUACAAUGAGGCGCUGGAGAAGGGCAAGGAGGUGCUCAGCUCACCGCUCUAUGAGGACAAACUACGUCAAUUGUCUCUGUCCCAACUGAACGAGAUCUUCAUGGAGCUGGAGGUCCUCAUCCGGGAGUUCUCGGAGACGCUCAUAGCGGAACUGGCGCUGCGAGAUGAGCUGGAGUAUGAGAAGGAGCUGAAGAACACGUUCAUCUCGCUGCUGCUGGCCGUCCAGAACAAGCGGCGGCAGUACCACAUAGAGAGGAAGAAGAGACCCGCCCCGCCGCGCUCCCCCAACCUCAAUCAUAGCCAUAACGAGUCUAAGUAUCUGACCACGGUGAUUCCUUUCCACCUGGAGAACGGCCCGCCAGACAAUCAGUCGCUACAAGUGCUCAUUAAGAUUCUGAAGGCCAUCAACGAAGACAGUCCCACCGUACCUACACUACUGACGGAUUACAUACUCAAAGUCCUCUGUCCAACAUAAACUAUUUAAUAUAACCUAGCUAAAUACACGCGUCACUACAUUAUACUGUAAUUAAACAUUGGGCGCUUAGAAUAACUUCAAACGUACGAAUUUCAAAUAAAUAAUAGAGAUAUGGAUGACACUUGGCAGAAUUAAGCUUUGGCUGGUUGCAAAAAGAAAAUUGGUACGUAUACCUUUUCUCUCUGUCUUCCAUAUUCAUUUAGACAGAGACAGCUAUAUCAGUGUUGCUAUGUUUUUGGGCAUUCAAAUCAAGUUCCUGAUGUUUUAAGUUAUUCUAAGCGCCGGUUUUUAAUUAAUUGUCUAUAAGAGUGUUUUAAACAGUAAUUGUUAAUUUGUUAAAGAACAGUUAGCUAUUUCUUAAUUCUAAAACAGGAGAUUGUUACGUUAAUUCAAGUUUAAAUUAUUGAUUGAAAGAACAGCGAUUUUUAAAUAAAAAUAUAUUAGGUUUUUGGGGACUAACCUGCUUUUUCCAAUAAUGUUACAUUCUAAAAGUUUAUGGAUAUAGCAGAAGGGACCUUUCAUUUUAGAAUUAGUGAUGUAAAACUUAUUCGAAUAUAUUUUGUCAUAAUCACCGGUUUAAUUUCAACAUUGGUGAAAAACCUAAGCGCCAAGUAUAUUUGAAUAAGAUAAAUCAUUUUGCAAAAUCGAAUCAAAUUGGCUAAAAUUAAGUACGUAGUUUUAUAUCAAAUCAUUGUUUAAAUACAAAUCAUAAAUCGUGCACGCUAAAUUUUUGACUAAGCGCCAUUUUAGAAAAUUCGUACUGUGUUGCCAUUACAAAAGUUAGUGAUGUCCUGUUGCGAUGCCAUAUCGAUAUUUUUAAUGUUUUAGAAAUUUUGGGGUAAACAUUUUUUUAAAGUAUUCUAAUUGAAGAUUAAAUUAUUUUGAACAUACAAAAGGGAUAAAUUCCUAAGUAUUUAUCAGCCAAUAAUUCUUAUGUAAUGUAAAAUGUUUAACCCCUUUUAAAUUAUUAUCUGUAGGCAUUCUUUGGCGUUCUUUAUUAUAAUACUUUUGCAUAAAUGAACUGUGAUAUCAUGUAAAUGUACUUUGUUAAUUAUUAUUACUUCCUUUAAGAUUUUUUUGCUGUAAACAAAUUUAAGUAGAUGUUUAUUUUAAUAUUAUUCUUUAGCGAUUCUGGCUUCGAUCGAUUUGAUGUAAAUAGCGAAAUAAAAUGGAAUUGUCACAAAAAUAUUUACAUAAAAAGUGCUAAAGAUUUUUGUAAAUAUGCGCUUCUUAUUUUAUGAUUCUUUAUGCAGGGCUUUAGAUAUUCACUCAAUAACGAAUUCAUGUAGCGGUAGGAUCUAGUAUAAUCGAUCAUUAUAUCUCUUCAGUGUUUAAAACUUUAAAAAUAUUAUAAAAAUAGUAAAUUACCUAUUCCUCACACACCUUCUAUAGUGCCUGAAGAAUUAUAUAAAAAAUUAAAUAUGACAUUUUGUUAAAAAUUAUUAUAUUCGUGCAAUAGUGUUACGAUAAGUUUUGUAAAGGGAUGCUAAAUACAUUUGUCGAUAAACAGGAUGUAUAAUAUGACAUAGGUACAUCGUAUGACAUAGCCAUGCUAACAAUAGCGCGAGAGAGAGAGCUGCUAUUUGUGUCUUGUUCUACACGCGAAUGUGCAUAGCAUCCUUACUAGAAUUGACGCUGUGAAGUUGUGUACGGUGCAAUCGCAACUCACUAGCGCGAACUUCACUGCCGUGUCGUGUCUACUUUCGGCUUCUUCUUGUCACAGCACUAGUAAAUCAUAUUUAACGAUAGAUAGACGUAAAUUAAAUGUAAGUUUUAUUUCUAGUCUUACAUUUUAAGUAAUUUUAUUUGUAAGUUCAAAAAUGUCAGAUAAUUCGACUAAUAAAAUUAACUAUUAAACUAUUUUAGUUAUUAUUAUGGCUUCACACAGCUGUAAUUCUUAAAAUGUUGUACAAAGUAUUGUUACUUGUUGGCCAUUUAAAAUAAUAAUUUAUGAAUUAUGAUCUCCCUAAAUAUAAAUUGACCAAUCAAAACAAGGGUAAUAAUAUCAUACCAAAGCUAAGCGAGUAUUUUGCGCGCGUCUGUCAAUGUGACAUACAGCUGUGUGUUGCCAGUUACAAAUAAAAUCAUUAAUUUAAUAAAUGUAAAUAUAUCAAAUGAAUUAACGCGCGUAUGAAGUCGUGCUUUAGUAUCGUGAUGUGCGUGAAUUUAAUUAUUAUCUAUAAUUAAAAUUAUUUUAACAAAAAGUGUAUUAUAAAUUUAAAUUGCAUGGAUAUGUUGGUCGUAUAAAUCGAUUUUAAAUGACACAUUUAUAUACUCCGUUAGAGUCGAUGUGAAGCUUUUGUCGCACAUUUUAAAUUUUCAUGUAGCAACACCAUUUGUAAUGUAGGACGAAUUUCAGGACGAAGACUGUUUAGACCUCGGAGCACUAAGUGUUGUCUAAGCGACGUGUGGUUAAUGCGACGUGUGGUUAAUGGUCGAAAUAAAGAGCUUGAAGUAAA
This is a messenger RNA of Aricia agestis (brown argus), 3705 nucleotides long. RefSeq names its product fasciculation and elongation protein zeta-2 (gene Unc-76). Gene Ontology annotation, cellular component: axon; cytoplasm. Bases 59 to 1246 code for a protein of 395 amino acids. The transcript has 8 exons. The record is from RefSeq and is a predicted model, not a curated record. Lineage: Eukaryota; Metazoa; Arthropoda; Insecta; Lepidoptera; Lycaenidae.